This is a messenger RNA of Fimicolochytrium jonesii, 2518 nucleotides long. RefSeq lists its product as uncharacterized. The transcript is spliced from 2 exons. Bases 122 to 2377 code for a protein of 751 amino acids. The record is from RefSeq and is a predicted model, not a curated record. NCBI's taxonomy places the organism in Eukaryota, Fungi, Chytridiomycota, Chytridiomycetes, Spizellomycetales, Powellomycetaceae. Gene Ontology annotation, biological process: small GTPase-mediated signal transduction. Gene Ontology annotation, molecular function: guanyl-nucleotide exchange factor activity.
UCAAUGAUCUAUACUUGCGCCUCGGGAGAGAAAGAGCUAUUAGGGUCGCCCAGAACAGCACUAUAUAUACUGUACUGUACAUACUGUACUGCGGUUCAGAACCAGAAUACCCAUCGGCAAGAUGGCCAGCGUUGACGUGUCCAUCGCGGACGCUGACAAGCAUCUCAGCCAUCGGGACCUUCAGUCUGCUUUCGAAGGCUACCUUUCAGCGCUCACCGUCAUAGUCCAACAGCUUCGCGAAGGCACAACGUUUGGUGAACCAGAGCCGGUCGCAGAAACGCAUGGAACGCAAACCGAUGCCGAACCAACCACUAGCAAACACCUCAAGUCCGUCGCGAAAGGGCUUCCCGAGGACGUAGAGCGGCUGUUUGACUUGGGGCACCUAUGCUUGACUGAGGUGGAGGAUAUCAUCUUAGGCACUGUCACAUUCGACGAUCUGGACACGUUUGUGGAAGAUGAGAGUGCGUCAGAUUCCGACGGGCAAGGAGAGGAGGAGAAGAAGGAGGCAACCGACUCGACUACGGAAAUGAACGAACGACGGCCUCCGACCCACGCAGAAAACUCGUCAUCGAGCAGCAUGAGCAGUAAACGAAAUAGUGCGUUUCGGGACCAUCGGUUGUCGAGGGCUAGGACGGUACGGUCCUUGCAGAGGAGCUCGACUCUGAGUAGUAUGAUGAGACGGUCUGGAUUGCUUGGACCUGGCAUGGAGUUGGGACAAUCCAACUCGUCUUCCGCGAUGGCAACGCCACCCCGUUGGAUACUGGAGUAUGGACGAGCGCAUUCACCAGAUCCCGGGAGUGGUGCAGGGGGUCCCGCUGAAGAAAGCGAACGUAUUCAUCGGCAAGAAUCCCCCGAAAAGGAAAAGCCGGCAGAAUUGGAGUCGCAUUACGAUCCAGCGCCUCCUUACAACGCUGCUCAGGGCGCUGAAGGACUCCGUUCACGUGAUUCCUUGAUCUGGCGAUUCCCGUCGGUUCCCAAACACAUUGAUUCGCCCGAGGUCCCUCCAGCAUCUGUAUCUGCGCCACCUCCUCAGAAUACAACGUCAGCCGACACCUCGUCGCUCAAGUCAGUGAGCACAACAGCAUCCGCCAUCACCUCCGCAUCCGGCGCGGAUCGCGGAGGCAGUCCUACGCGGGCUGCAUUACUGCGGCAGGACUCGCAAGCUUCAUCUACCGUGUCACAUUCUCCACCAGCAGUUACACCACCCCCAUCACAUCCUCAGGCUUCGUAUUUUAACCCAACUGCUCAGCACCCCCAACAGCAGCAGCAGCAGAAACAGCAACAACCUCAGCGCGCUCUACCACCAUACCUCCCCCAGAUCCCUUCUUCGCCUCUGUAUCAUCAGCAGGCUAUCUUGACCGAGCAUCUGACCCACGCGGCCGAGCAGCUCCGUGAGCUCGAACAGACCCGGCAACCGGGCCGGCCAUCUGAAUCUUCGGCAGGCGCGCUGCAACAGGUGCGCAGAUUGGUUGAAGUCAGCGGCGUCGCAAAGCAGAAACUAGCGCAGCUCGGCGCUAGUGUCUCUGAAUGGGACCGGAAAGCGCUCCUGGACGUCGCCGCGGAGGAUCUAGCGCUGGCCUUGCGAAAUUACGACGUAGACAUGUUCCGGGCCGUUACAGGCGUCGACGUUCUCAGCUUUUACAACAACAAGACCACCGGCCCCGCCGCCGCCUCAAUCGACCCCGACUCCCCCCUCCGCCGCAUUCAAGACUUCUCCCUCUACACCCACCGCCUCGUCCAAUCCACCUCCCUCUCCCGCCCCAACCCGCCCGACCGCGCCGCCCACAUCACCCACUGGCUGCACACCGCGACCCACCUCCAGCAACUCUCCGACUACGCCGCCCUGCAUGCGAUCCUCUCCGCACUCGCGUCGCCGCCUCUCGCCGCCCUCAAACAAACAUGGAAACACGUCCCGAAACGCGAACGCGCUUGGCAUCAAACCAUGUGUGAGCAGCUACUACCUGUGGGUGACGGCACGCGCUCCACGGGAAUGGCAGACCUAAUAACUGCCCUCGCCACACCGCCCGCGAUCCCACCCCUCCUCCCCUGCCUCCUCGCCGAACCGACCGCGCACGCAUCCCUCCAACUCCUCCGCAUCUGCAAAACGGACGAAGGCCUCUGGGAUGCGCGCUGUGGCACGCUGGUUGCGCCAUUGCCCCCACGGACGAUUGGGAGUAUGCAUUGGGUGGUUACGCAGGUGUGGAUGGCGGAGGGGGAUGUGCUGAGGACGAGUUUGGAGAGGGAGCCUGUUAGGGAGAAGGAUAGAGAGGGCGGGAAGGAUCCGAGGGUUGCGGCGCCGGUGGUGGGAGGACAGGGGCGGGAGGGGGAUGAGACGUUGAGGAAACGAUUCCAGAUGUUGGGGUUUGGGAAGAAGUGAGAAGUGAAAGCUUGGGGGGGGAGGGGGUUUGCUAGCGUAGUUAUGCCGCCUUUGGUGAGUUUUUUUUUUAUGAUUAUGUACUGUUUCUUCAUCAUCCCGAUGAAAGAGAACGUUGCUCGAUGCAAAUACGUUCCUCCGUUG